AUGACGCUGGAUCUGGACUUGGAUGAUCAGCCUAGGCUCCAACUCUUCAAGCAGGAAGCUCUGCAGUGGGAUAUCCUGAGGGUAGCACCCUCUGUGCAGACAAAAGAACAGGUGGACACAACUGCAUCACAGAUGGAGACAACAGACAGGUCCCUCCAUGGGCUGCUAUGUUUCUACCAGAAGCCCCCGAGUCUUUUCUACCUUGGGAAAGUUUGGGUUGAUGCCAAAGCUGGGCGCCCAGCCCUAUCCACCACGGCCGACAGCAGACACAGAGGCCACACUCGUCGAGGCCAGGACGGUCUUGGCCAAAGAAGGCUCACCCAGCAGAGACAGGAUGCAAAGAUUGCCUUUCACCUACAGGCUGGAAGGCCUCAUGGCCAUCACAAAGUUGGAAGUGAGCCACAAGCUGAAGCCGCAGCCCAGGACACAGGGAGGCACCCUUCCCCAGGCAGGGUGGGACCAGGUGUCUGCCCCAUCCAAGAGCCGGGCUCUCGGGCUGCUCGAAGACCCCGAAGGGGUGUAGGGACUACAUCUGCCUCAAAGGUUCCUCGCCCUGGUGCUCUUGUGCCUGCAACACGUGGCCGUACAAGAUUUAUCCACUGCCGAGGUACGCCCCCUCGAACCCAUGUUGGCUCCAAAAGACCCAAACGGUCCAGGAUCCGUCGAUGCCACACUCGGGUACCAGACCUCCUGGAGGAAGAAGCUGUCGGACUCCCAGUGACCUCGCUGGAGGGGGCCCUGAUGGAAGGGGACAAGCAACCUGCUCCUGGUCAAGGUCCUUUCUUCUACAUCGGAGGCACUAAUGGAGCAUCAAUAAUCAGCCACUACUGUGAGAGCAAGGGCUGGCAACGCACUCAGGACAGCCGCUGUGAGGACUACAAGCUAAAGUGGUGCGAGAUCAAGUGCAGGGACAACUACUGCAGCUUCCGAGAAGGCCAGCAGUUGCUGUUCCAGCUGCCUAACAACAAGCUGCUUACUACCAAGAUCGGGUUGCUCAGUGCUCUGAGGGAACAUGCACGCACUUUGAGCAAAGCCAGGCUGCUGCCCAGUACCCAAGCCAAGGUCCUGAAAAUGGAAGAGUUUUUUCCAGAGACUUAUCGACUGGACAUCAGGGAUGAGAGACAGACAUUCUUCACUCUAUUUGAUGAAACCCAGAUAUGGAUCUGCAAGCCCACGGCCUCCAACCAGGGAAAGGGCAUCUUUCUGAUCAGGAACCAGGAGGAGGUUGCUGCCCUGCAGGCCAAGACCCAGAGCAUUGAGGACGACCCCAUCUACCGCAAGAUGCCCUUCCGUGCACCUCAGGCGCGGGUGGUGCAGAGAUAUGUCCAGAACCCACUGCUGCUAGAUGGAAAGAAGUUUGACGUGCGCUCCUACCUGCUCAUCGCCUGUGCCAUGCCCUACAUGGUCUUUUUUGGCCAUGGCUAUGCCCGUCUCACCCUCAGCCUGUAUGAUCCUCAUUCCAGUGACCUCAGUGGUCACUUGACCAACCAGUUCAUGCAGAAGAAGAGUCCCCUGUACAUGUUGCUGAAAGAAGGCACUGUGUGGAGCAUGGAGCACCUCAACCGAUACAUCAAUGACAAGUUUAGGAAGACCAAGGGCCUCCCCAGAGAUUGGGUCUUCACCACCUUCACGAAGCGGAUGCAGCAGAUCAUGGCCCACUGCUUCCUGGCUGUCAAGUCCAAGCUGGAGUGCAAGCUGGGUUACUUUGACCUCAUUGGCUGUGAUUUCCUGAUUGAUGAGAACUUCAAGGUGUGGCUGCUGGAGAUGAACUCCAACCCUGCCCUACAUACCAACUGUGAAGUCCUGAAGGAGGUGAUCCCUGGAGUGGUUAUGGAAACCUUGGACCUGGCUCUUGAGACCUGCCAAAAGAGCUUGCAUAGUCAGAAGAUGCUGCCUCUGCUGUCACAGCGUCGCUUUGUGCUCCUUUACAAUGGCGAGACUACAGACUUGUGGCCACGCUUGGGGAGCUCACGCCCCCUUGCCUGCCUGCCUCCACUGCCUCCCCGGCCCUCCUGUGAGGUCGCACCCUCUGUGCUGUCCACAGCACGUGCCAACGCAGACCGGCCUGGAGCACACAAGUCGAUGCCUUCCAGAGGCGCUCUCACAUGCACCUCCCGCAAAUCGCGGCAGCCUGACUCAGGCGGUGGUUCUGUAGCAGAGUCCGAGCCCUCUCUAUGUUCUAGGCCCACGGAAGGCAGCAGGAACGCAGCCGGGGAACCCUCCCUGGGGCCGCCCGAUGAAGAGCGCGAGGAGGAACAGAGGAGCACGAGCCAUCGGGGCUCCUAGCCGCCGCAAGUAUCCACGGCCCGUGCCCUCUUCGGGACCUAUAAAAGCUACUUUGUGACAAAUGCGGCCUCCAGAAGCCGGUCCCACACGGGCGCCCUAAGCCUUUCUGUCCCUUUUCCUCUCCUUGCUCCUUGGUUGUCCUUAGGGGAAGAAGAGGGAACUGCAUGCAGAAUGGGAGUGAGUCCUUCAGGAAGGGGAAAUCUCCACUGGCCCCUUUUUCCUUCUCUGGGGCAGCCCACCAAAUCCUGGGUCCCCCACUUCUGGCCUCUGGUAUUCAUCCUGUAGGAUCCUCCUGAAACUCCAUGGCCUCCAUGGGCCUGGCAGUGGGGCCCACCUACUGUUUAGUGGAGUUCCCAAGAAAGGCCUUGGGAACUCUGGAACUCUGGAAGACCAACCCUGUCCCAUUACUGUUCUGAUGCAGAACUGGGGUUCAUCAUCCUGCCCAACAGCUUUCUUCUGACCUUUCAGAUACUUUGUGGAGGGUCUGUAGCCUAUAGCCCCUACUUCCCUACAAACUGCCCUGGAAUUUAUCAGGGAUACGAGGCAUGCACGGAGAAGUUGGCCAUGACAGGGCAGUUCCCAGGAAGGAUGAUGCUAAGCUGGCAUUGAUGGUGGUUGCUCUCCCUAAUGCUCAUGCUCCCAGUUAGCACUGGGGUUUGAAAGAACACGGACCACCUUAAACCUCUGAGGUGUCCACAUCUUACAACAAAGUGGCCAGGACCCUCUCGAUCCCACCCUUAUAAAACUCCAAAUACAACCUCCCACAGACUUCCAGACUGCCCAACUUGAAUCUUGCAUAUCCAAGGUGGCAGAGUCCUCUUCGUCACCCUCCCUUCUUACCUUUUGUUGGUACUAAACAUCAAGCCUAGCUCUACCACAUGUGGAAGGAGUGUCAGACUAGUCCCCUCAGCCGCUAAGAAAACCUUCCUGGCACAACAGCCUCCAACUGUGGCAUGGUUUCUAGGAUGCAAUGGCUGGCCCACCGCUAGAGGGCUCUGUCUACCACUGUUCCGCUGACCAGCAUACAGGACCGUUCUGUGCAGGAACCCUUUAACAAGACUCAAAGAGGUAACCCAAGGUGCUCAGAUCCCAGAGGACCGAUCAUGGAGACCCUGCUUUAGCUCACGAUCGCCCACAGCUCUCCACCCCUCCACGACCCUUCUCCAUUCAGACUCCCUAUUCAGCCCCUGAUGUUCUAGCCUUCCGUCUUCCUGCUGUGGCCCAGAACAUAAAGUACAAGGUGCAGGGUAAGCACAUUCUUGUCCUUAUGUGACCAAGUCAGGUGUCUCCUAUGUCUGUGGUUCCUCUUGGAAAGAGCCUGCUCCUGGCCCGUGGGUCUCUGGAUAUUUGAAGCUUGCUAAAGCUAGGAAAAUGAAGACCAGUCUCCACAGGCCCUAAGUACCUAGGUCUUGGUGAAUCCACACCUAUUAUUGGAGUCACAGCCACAUUUCUGCUGGCUAAAUAGCCACAUCCCUUGGGACCAUCUGUUGACAUUAUCAACUUGCGCCACCUCCAAUUUGUUUCCCAUAACCUCUCCCCUUCCUCACAGUUCCCUCCCCGAUCAAGUCAGAGCUGUGUCCCUUGAUGGCAUCACCAGUGUCAUAAAUAUUUCUGCUCUCAGCUGCCACAUAGACCUGCAGCCCUGCCCUCACCCCUGCAGGGAGUCAUCUCAAGAUGGCAGCAGAGGUGAUAAAGUUCUCAUGAGGAAACUGCUUCCACUGCUGGGGACAUGGAACCUCUCCUAGGACCCUGAUGUGAUAAAUGCUGGCUGUAGCCUGUGCUAUCCAAGCAGAGCUUCUGCCAACCACAGGCUCCCAAAGGGCUUGGGUUGUCUGCUCCCUUUCCUUCCUGGAGGCUGCAGAGCAUGGCAGUGAAUAAAUGUUUCAGAGACCUCCUGAUGGUCACUCAGCCCACAGGAGUGAUGGCCCCAUCUACCCACCUCUAGAUCUUCCUCAGCCCCUUACAAUCCACAUGUAAGUCCUCCAGAGCCCUGAGCUUAGGACCACAUAAAGCCUUGGCGGGAGAGGGGCUGAAGGUCAUCUGAGCAUCUAGCCACCUGGCUGAUUCAAGGUAUUUUCUAAUCAAAUAAUAUGACAGUAUCAGGGUUUGGGAAGCUGGAUGAUGUCAUCAAGACUGGUCUGGUCCUACAGACCAACUGAUUGCCACUGGGGUUGGUGACCCCAGAAUAGGGCUCCUGAUAGCUUAAUGUUCUUAUCCACCCUUCUGUCUCAACUCCUUCCCUCCUCUCCGAGGAGGGAAUCCUGAGGCCCUGAUGUCAGGGUAGUUAAAAAGUUUCUUCUACCAUCAGAAGAUAUGGGGAAUUGAGCUGCUCAUAGCUUGUGACCCCAGCACCCUCUACCUCCUAUUGUCCCUGCAGCCAGUAUAGACCUUUACCCCACACAUACUGAAGCUUCCCUCAGCCUGGGUCUGUAGUUUUCUGGGCAUCUUAGUUUCAGCCAGAGAAGAGUGGGACAUCCUAAAUACCUUACCCACUCCAGUCCCUUUCCAUCUAAGAAGGAACAGAACAGUCAGUGCCUGGUCUUCAGAAAAGCAUUCCAAUUCAUGGAUUUUCUUGGGAAGAUGAGCUUCUUUACACAGAGGCUAGAGGCUACCUAAGGGACAGUCCCUGGGAUAUGACCCCAGCCUAGUAGAGGGAAGACCUACAUACAGGCUGAGAUACUGCAUGGUCAGUGAGAGCAUACCUCAGAAGCCAUGGAUCGUCAUUGCCCAUCUAGAGCCUAGAGUUGAGGGAAGGGUUAUCCAGCUGUAAAAAGAAAAAGGCAUUUCACUUCUCAUAAUACAGAUUACUUUGUCAAGCUGGGGUAUGUCUCACACUGAGUAAAUGAUAGGUUCUCUCUCAGCAAGAUAAGAGGGUGGAGGUUGGGGCAGGAGCCACUAGCUGUGGCCGGAAGCAUUUCUGGGAACUGACAUAGCCUCUGGCCUUUAUCUGGCCUUUAUCUGAGACUGAUAAAGUGUGUGUGUGUGUGUGUGUGUGUGUGUGUGUGUGUGUGUUAUGUGGUUUUCCAGAAGAACUGGAGAGCAGCUGCUGAGGGGUAGGGGUUUCUGGGAAUUGCAGUGAGGCCUCCCUCCUGCUAGUCUAGGCCAGGCAGAGCCACACCUAACUCUUGUGGCUGCCAGACUUUUCAGGUGGGCAAAUGCCAGCCCUACUUCAGAAGGCAGGCCUGGUGUGGGCUCUGCUAGGGUGGUAGGAGACCUCUGCAGAAGGACAUUUUCAGGAGCUCCUCUUUCCCACAUUCUAGCACCUCUGGAUUUCACACCCACCUGCUUGCAGUUUCCUGCUUGCAGUCCCUCCUUGAUGACAGCCCUUAGCCUCAGCCUCAGCCCUUGGGACCUGACAGACCCUGCACAGACCACAGUUCUCAGCGGAAAUCCCCAGAUGUAACUCACAGGCUGACACAGCUCAUCUCAUGCCCCUGAGGUAGCCAUGACUGGAAUGGGGAGAGGGGAGGCGGCUGGCUUAAAGGGUAGAGCAGAGACUACAGCAGUCCUCACCCCACCCUGCAGAAUCUCCCUCCAUCUCUAAACCACACCCAUCAGCCACCCACAGGAGUAGUUUCCAACAGAUACAGCCUGUGGGUACCUGCACGUCAUGCUACUUGGGGAUGCCCCACCUGUGUGGCUCCAGUACAACUGCCUAUGGCUCAGAACCUAGAGGUGUGGUGUGAUGGGCAAGCUGCGAGAUGCCCCCAGACCCCACCCCCUUUCCAGGCCGACUCUAGUCUUUGUAGCUUGUGCCUGACUCCUCACCCACCCAGCAGGGGACAGAAGAGGCAGUUCCAGGCAACGAAGGUGCUGGUACACUCCCAAGGGACUUCCUGUGGCCCUGAGCUCUUCAUGUUCUGAUCCCAAUGUAGUCCUUCACUUCAUGGUAAUUUUCCCAUGUCCUUCAGUCUCUCUCAGGAGCUGUGUGUAGAUGGGGCUGUUAGCAUAAGUUGCAGAUCCAACCCUCAAUCCUCACCUGAUAAGCCAGGAGGCCCUGAGCAGAAAGAUGGGCUGAGGAAGUGCCAGGUAUGCAGGUCCCUCCCCUCUAGCCUGACACUCCCUGGGCAUCCAAGCCAAGAUGACAUUAGAUUUCUCUCUUUUCUUUUGAAAUAGUCUCACUAUGUAGCUCUCGCUGUCCUGGAAUUCACUAUGUAAACCAAGGUGACCUCAAACUCCUGAGAUCUGCCUGCCUUUGCCUCUCAAAUGCUGGGAUGAAAGGCGUGCACUACUAUGGCGUGGCUCUUCGUAUGAACAACCCCUCCAACUGCCACAAAACAGAAAGGGCGCUUCACUGAGAGUGCCUCAGAGCCAAAACCAUUCACUUCAGAGAAUUUGUCUCAUGCCAGAAAUUGCCCAAUAUGGAAACUAGCAAAAGCCUAAGUAUGAAGCAGUUAGGCUAGGGCAAAUGUCUUAAAGUGCCAUCAAAACCACAGGCAUCCAAAAGGGCAGUAGCCCAAGAACUACCCACUCACUACACGGCUACCUAAUAUGGACCAGACAGAGGUGGGAAGUGAUUUGGACAAGAAGCCAAGAGCAGGACUAGGAAGCUAGCUCAGCGGUUAAGAGCAUAGGCUACUGUCCCAGAGGACCUGGGUUCAGUUUCCAGCACUUACAUAGCGGCUCACAACCAUCUAUGGCUCUUGCUCCAGAGAGUUACACAUGAUGCACAGAAACUUACAAGGUAUGUACACACACACACAAAGAAGCAAAGAAGGCACGUACUCAGUAUAGAUUAUCACUUCCUAGAAGCCUCCUUAGCUUGAUGGUCACUACUGAGGUUUUGUGGCCAAGGUUAACCUUGACUUGUACCCCUACCACUACCACCAAGAGGAAGCUCUGAGGACAGGCCUCAGAUGCCCACUCCCAUUAAAAGUUAUUUGUGUACA
Messenger RNA from Psammomys obesus (fat sand rat), 7175 nucleotides. RefSeq names its product tubulin tyrosine ligase like 10 (gene Ttll10). The transcript is spliced from 14 exons. Lineage: Eukaryota; Metazoa; Chordata; Mammalia; Rodentia; Muridae. The record is from RefSeq and is a predicted model, not a curated record. The coding region runs from base 1 to 2286 and encodes 761 amino acids. Gene Ontology annotation, biological process: protein modification process.